AUGCCGAACAGCCAUAACGAAAGAAUUGCCUCGUAUAUUGAGCGUAGAUGGCCUCAGCGCUUUCCAGAAUUUUGCGCCGCGUUGAGGCGAUAUCCACUGCCAAUUAGCAGUGGCGCCGCUGGGACGCAGCUUCAUGGCAGUUGUCCAGAGGCCGUUCGUGCGACGGAAGCGUUCUGCGCAAUGUUGGCCCCCCGCCACGGUCGAGAAGUUUUGGGCGAUGACAACUCUACGAAUGAUGAAAUGCUUGCACGAGACGGCGAGGUUUCUGUUGCUGCGCUGAGGAGGUCCGUUAGCUUCCCCUUCUCGCCAUUCCGCUGUUUUAAAAUGCAGCGCACAGAAGGUGGUCCCCCUUUACUCUCUGGCCAGCCGGCAGUGUGGAGUGGCAAUUCUGACUGGCACUUUGACCAGCUCCAUAACUCUCGUGGGGAAGCGGGUACGAGUUUAAUGCAUUCUUCAACCACCGGUUGUCAAAGUGGUGAGCCACUACCGGAGGAAAAACUCAGUUGGAGGGAGCUGCGCGAUCGAUGUUUGUCCAAAGGCCUCUUGGGUAGUGGAACCAAAGUGCAUCUCAUCGCGAGGCUCCGUAAACACGGCGCCUCUAAGCUUGCGGAGACUUCACCGAAACCACGAUAUGUUCCUGAUUCUCAAGCUGAGGUGUUGUCCCACCUCAGGGAGGAUUCGGAAAGGUGCUCCAGAUCUAUGAGCUCUGCAGGGCACACUUCAACAGUAAGCGAUAUGAUCCGACACGGUCAACGCCUCAGGACGUUGUUCCGUUCACCCAACACCGACAUUGCACCAACUACUUCGUUGGCGGAAGGAGGGUCAGAACCACAGGGCCGACUUCUAGGAACUCCAAAGGAGUUUGUUGCCUCCCAGCAGAGGGAAAGGAAGCUGGUGCAUUCAACACCCAGCAUGCCGACAAAUACUACUGAUAUAGAUGCUGAUGAAAACGAGACGCCUAAAGAAGAGGGUUGCUCCAACAACUAUUCUUGGCACCUUCUCGUUGAUAACCGCGAACGCAUCAAGGGUGCACACGAAAACCUAAUCGAAGUAUGUUCCCGCGCCGGCGCGCCUAGUGUUUCAUGCACCCUCCCGUGCGGAGACUUUAUGAUAGGAAUCAAUUCACCUAAUGUUGGGUGCUCAGCAAACUCGGCGAACGUGCCGGAUUAUCAAUGCCGCAACGCUGCCGGUUGCACUGUUCUUCGUGAAGGGGCAAUGUACGGACAGACGCAAAAAAUCUCAUUCCUUGUGGUGGAAAGGAAAACAGUAAAGGAUCUUUGUGCCAGCAUUACCUCUUCACGUUACUACGAGCAGCGGCAACUGCUGUCAUCGUCCCCUUUCCGUUCUGUUGUGUGGGUUGUGGAGGGAACAAUGGAGUCCAUCACGGUUGAGGAGCGACGGCGGGUUCUUUCUGCUUGUGCCUCGCUUGCGUCUCUUCCACGUUUCCGUGUCGUGUGGACACGUCAUUUGUCUGAAACAGCCACCUUUCUCCGUAGCCUUGGGAAGUCAGUAGGCUCAAUACUGUGCAAAACUAAAAUGGAACAAUGCCCAGAAACGUUGGUAACUAACUGCACUGAAUGCCUACAAUACAUCAACAAAAUAAGAAAGGAUAUCCAGGCUCGGACUACAUUUCCCCGCAUGCUUAUGUGUAUAAGGGGUUGCUCUGCACCUCUGGCAAUUCAGCUCGCGUCGAAGUAUGGUUCUCUGUUGGGGCUGUGGCGCCGGCUGAAAUACCAAGGAGUAGAUGCCUGCGACGCUGACCCAGAUAUACAUCGCCUGACGAAGCCACAAAAAGAAGUAUAUUUGUGUCUAACAAAAUUUAUAUUGACGAGGAGUUACUGCUAG
Molecule: messenger RNA, 1845 nt
Organism: Trypanosoma brucei brucei TREU927
Lineage: Eukaryota; Euglenozoa; Kinetoplastea; Trypanosomatida; Trypanosomatidae
Product: DNA repair protein, putative
Exons: 1
Coding region: 1-1845 (614 amino acids)
Biological process (GO): double-strand break repair via break-induced replication; DNA catabolic process; resolution of meiotic recombination intermediates
Cellular component (GO): nucleus; Holliday junction resolvase complex
Molecular function (GO): crossover junction DNA endonuclease activity; DNA binding; 3'-flap endonuclease activity
Source: RefSeq, a predicted model, not a curated record